This is a messenger RNA of Entamoeba nuttalli P19, 879 nucleotides long. RefSeq lists its product as hypothetical. The transcript has a single exon. The coding region runs from base 1 to 879 and encodes 292 amino acids. Lineage: Eukaryota; Evosea; Mastigamoebida; Endamoebidae. The record is from RefSeq and is a predicted model, not a curated record.
AUGAAUCAAUAUCAAACUCCACUAAAUUCUCAACAGUCAGGAUAUCAAAAUAAUCAAAGCAAUAAUACUACACAAACAAAUAGAAAUGCACAAUAUCUAAAUGAUUAUAGAUUCUUUUCAUUUGAAUCUACAGGACCAGAACAAAUACCUGUAAUGGAAUAUCAAACUCCAAAGAAAAUACAACCCUAUGUCCCUGUUAAAAUAAAUUCAUUUGGUCCAAAAACUAAUACAGAAAAUAAACCAACAAACGUUACUUUACCUAUUCAACAAAUACAUCAACCACAAAAACAAACAACAAACGACGUUCCUCUUAAUGAUAUUUUUACUGAUAAAAAUGGAAUACCAACAAUGCCAGAGUCUGAUGGCUGUGGGUUGUUUCAACCAGAAACAGAAAGAAAUAUCGAAAACAAAAUACAACCACCAUUACAACCAAAUCCAAAAGAACAAAUUAUUAAUUCUUCAAAUGAAAUAAAUGCAACUGAUGAUUUUCAAAUCGACUCGAUUCCAAUGAAUGAAGGUAAUGAAGAGGAAAUAACAACUGAAUAUGAUGAUAAAUAUGAAGAAAAAUUAAAAGAAUUUCAAUCUCAAGGUAUAAAUGAACCUAAAGAAGAAAUUAAAACAGUUAAACAAGAUGAAGUGAAUAAAGAAACUGUUACUCCACCAAUAUUACCAAAACCAGAAAAUAUGACACCACUCCAAAGAAAGAGAUGGGAAGAAGAAGAAAGAAAAAGAUUAUUUCAAAUAAAUCCAUAUUCACAACAAGGUCCAUCAACAAUACCUCUUAAAGGAAUUAUAAUAAAAGAAAAUUGUGACAUUAAAGUACCAAUUGUUCAUCGACAAGGGUUUGUAUUUGUUUAUUGUGUAAUAAUAUAUUAUUAA